Brienomyrus brachyistius is the source of this 760-nucleotide messenger RNA. It is a transcript of the gene ebpl, whose product is annotated as EBP like. Gene Ontology annotation, molecular function: cholestenol delta-isomerase activity. Lineage: Eukaryota; Metazoa; Chordata; Actinopteri; Osteoglossiformes; Mormyridae. The record is from RefSeq and is a predicted model, not a curated record. Gene Ontology annotation, biological process: sterol metabolic process. Bases 116 to 742 code for a protein of 208 amino acids. The transcript has 4 exons. Gene Ontology annotation, cellular component: membrane; endoplasmic reticulum.
CCGAUAGGUGCGUGUGAAAUCUCGGACGGCUCAGGGGAGGGGCAGAGACAGCAAAACUAACGGCGGGUCUGAACUGUCGCCAAGCCGAUCAAAGACAGUGCAAGUCUCCGGUGUGAUGGCGGACAGCCCCAGCCUGCUCACGCCCGUCGCCGUGUACUCGCUCUCGGCUUGCGCCGCACAGUUUGCGGCGGGGUACCUGCUGGCGCUGCUAUGGGGCAGAAAGUGUUCCACGGUGGACAGAUGGGUCCUGGUGUGGCUCUUCUACGAUGCGAUCGUACACAUCACCCUGGAAGGCCCGUUCGUCUACAUGUCACUAGUUGGCACCGUCGAGACCUCGGACAACCUCAUUGCCGAACUGUGGAAGGAGUAUGGCAAGGCAGACCGGCGCUGGCUUCACUCGGACCCAAACAUCGUGUCCCUAGAGCUGCUGACGGUGGUGCUGGGUGGCUUGCUAGCCUUGGUGCUCGCCUAUGCCAUCAUCAAAGACAAACACUACAGGCACUUUGUCCAGAUUACCCUGUGUGUGUGCGAGCUGUAUGGAGGCUGGAUGACAUUCUGUCCGGACUGGCUGACCGGUAGCCCCAGCCUUAACACCAGCAACUGGCUUUACUUGUGGAUCUACCUCGUGUUCUUCAACGGCGUGUGGGUGGUCGUUCCGGGACUAUUACUCUGGCAGUCGUGGAUUUGGCUGAAGGAAAUGCACAAACCACAGAGAAGUUUGUCUUCGAAGAAAACUGAAUAAAAUGUCAUUUAUAUGGAA